Molecule: messenger RNA, 1970 nt
Organism: Eufriesea mexicana
Lineage: Eukaryota; Metazoa; Arthropoda; Insecta; Hymenoptera; Apidae
Gene: Gs2
Product: glutamine synthetase 2
Exons: 3
Coding region: 186-1295 (369 amino acids)
Cellular component (GO): cytoplasm
Molecular function (GO): glutamine synthetase activity
Source: RefSeq, a predicted model, not a curated record
UCCUACGGUAGUAACACGGAUCGUGCUAUCAGACGCUCGUUGCCUUCAUGACCAGUGCCUUUUAACUCUUCGAACCACAACACGAUAGGACGCGACGCGCGACUCCGCUUCAUAGUCAUCGAUCAAACGAUCAUCUAGAACACCAGCACUCUACACGAUCGCUGGACCAGCAAUAGCGCAUCACAAUGUCGCGCGUUAUGCUGAGGGAGUCGCCGAACGCGGCCUUAGACAAGACCUUGUUAAGUAAAUACCUCGACCUGCCCCAACCGGAGGAUAAAAUUCAGGCGAAAUACAUCUGGAUCGAUGGUACCGGUGAGGGUAUACGAAGUAAGACCAGGACGGUAGACUUUGUGCCGAAAAAUCCAUCAGAACUGCCAAUAUGGACGUACGACGGAAGCUCGACCUACCAAGCAGACGGCGCGAACAGCGACAUUUACCUUUGCCCGGUGGCGAUCUACAACGACCCCAUCCGCCGCGGAAAUAACAAGCUGGUACUCUGUGACACUUACUAUAGCGACAUGACCCCGACCACGUCGAAUAAGCGUUUCAAGUGUAAUGAGGCCAUGGAAGCUGCUAAGGGUCAAGACCCAUGGUUCGGAAUCGAGCAAGAGUAUACCUUCCUUGAUUUCGAUAAAAGACCGCUUGGCUGGCCGAAAAACGGUUUCCCUGGUCCUCAAGGACCCUACUACUGUGGCGUGGGCGCUGAUAAAGUAAUUGGUCGUGAAAUCGUCGAGGCACAUUAUCGAGCUUGUCUUUACGCUGGCGUAAAGAUUGCCGGUACUAAUGCGGAAGUGAUGCCCUCGCAAUGGGAGUUCCAAGUCGGUCCAUGCAGCGGAAUAUCAGCUGGGGACGACUUAUGGAUUGCUAGGUUUCUUCUUCAUCGCGUAGCCGAGGAGUAUGGCGUAGUCGUUACUCUAGACCCGAAACCGAUGGAAGGCUCGUGGAAUGGUGCUGGAGCACACACGAACUUCUCGACGAAAGCAAUGCGUGCCGAGAAUGGCAUUAACGAGAUCGAAAAGGCGAUCAACAAGCUAAGCAAACAACAUCUUAGACAUAUCCAAGCAUAUGAUCCCCGCGGAGGAAAGGACAAUGAACGCCGUUUAACAGGAAAAUGUGAAACUAGCAGUAUACACGACUUCAGUGCCGGCGUGGCCAAUCGCAAUGUUAGUAUUCGCAUUCCUCGAAGCGUUGCUGAGGAAAAGAAAGGUUAUUUGGAAGAUAGGAGACCCAGUAGCAACUGCGAUCCCUACUCGGUGUGCGACGCAUUGGUACGCACUUGCGUGUUGGAUGAGUAAAGAGCGUUAACUCAAUCUCAAAUGAAUGUAGACAGUGGAAAGGAUAAAUUGGAUGAGAGAUUUUGUAGUGCAAUAGUGGUUGUACCUUCGUCGAACAUAUUCUGUGGAAACGUAUGAAAAGCCUGCUAGAUAUAUAAUGACAUUGUUCGACACGAAUUUUAAUCUGUAAUUCGGUAAAUUUUGUACAGCUUAACUUCCUAAAUACGAAUUCGCAAACGAAAUUGCUCUAUCACUCUCAGUUUUUGAAAAAUAUGAGUUUCUAAAAAAACGCACGAUUUUUUGCUAUAAUGAAGGAUUGCGCGAAAAGUAAGAAGUUUGGAAGUUCAUUCUUAUCUUAAAGGUUAGGCGAGAGAUAUUCAUAUAAUUAUUUAUGCUUUUGAAUAAUUGCAAUUGGUCAUCAAAAUUUAAAAUUGAACCGUCGAGCGUACUUCUUAUGCACUAUUUUUGUAUUUGUGCAAAAAGUUCUUUAUCCAGCACGAAUUUGAUAUACGGUAUCGUAUUCUGUACACUUUUCCGAAGAAGAAAUCAUUGUGAGAAAAUGUUGGGAUGAUCACCAAUGUUGUCAGGACGGUAAAAUAUACAUUUGCAACGCAUGAACUGUGUUUUGCCGCCACGCAGCCAUUGCUCAUUUAUCUAAACUCGGCAGGGCCGUAACUAAAUAUAAUCGAUGUCAAU